ACGUCUUUCAAGUUUUUAGAUCCCGGGACGAUCUCUAUUGUCUCAAGCAAGGCCAUGAACUUCCUCUCCUUCCAAUCAGAGCGCAAUGGGGCCGUCUUAGCUCUUUUUUAUCUUAUUUUUCACAUGCAGGAGAGAUACCGUCUGGGCAAUGGCGCUACCGCUCCCAUGUGUUAUUUGGCGCAGACGUACGAUUAAACCCACAUUCUGGAUGGCACUCCAGAAAGGUCCGAAACGAUCACCCCACGCUUUGAUUAUACUAUUCCUCGGUAUCUUCAUAUCUUUUGACAGCUCUGUGGACACAAUGGACAUUGAAACAAUUGCGCGACGGGAUGUUAAAUGUGCGGAGGUGACGCAAUCUCGGCAAACAAGGCUUUCUUACGAAUCCUUGGACAACGAUCGAUCUCCGAAAUCCGGCCACUGAUUGAUUGUGGAGUUAAUUUAAGGUUAUUUCUAAUAUUAUGCGUCAACCAGAUUAUGCCAAUAUUUUUUGCCAAUGGAUAAUAGGAUAUCCAACCUGUGCCCGUAUGGUGUUCAC
This is a messenger RNA of Aspergillus alliaceus, 535 nucleotides long. RefSeq lists its product as uncharacterized. The record is from RefSeq and is a predicted model, not a curated record. Bases 149 to 421 code for a protein of 90 amino acids. NCBI's taxonomy places the organism in Eukaryota, Fungi, Ascomycota, Eurotiomycetes, Eurotiales, Aspergillaceae. The transcript has a single exon.